Thrips palmi is the source of this 630-nucleotide messenger RNA. RefSeq lists its product as uncharacterized. The transcript is spliced from 6 exons. Lineage: Eukaryota; Metazoa; Arthropoda; Insecta; Thysanoptera; Thripidae. The coding region runs from base 1 to 540 and encodes 179 amino acids. The record is from RefSeq and is a predicted model, not a curated record.
AUGACUGCGGAUCCGGACUACUUGACCAACCUGGGGGCGUACCUCUUGUCAACGUAUGACCCCUCGCAGUGCGAGUCUGUGGUCAUCACAAAAAAUGAAUGUAACAAUUUAGUUUUGGAUAUAAGGACUACCCCAGCUCCAGUAGCAUCCACGUCCAAUUCUAGUUUAUUCACGUGUCCACCACAUACAUCGAAUGAAGCAGAUGCCACGUCUCCUGCACAUAAGAAACUGUUGCUGGAUCCUGUUACUCCUGUUAAGAGUGAGAGGAACACGACUGAGUGCAAUGACUUGAGUUCCAACGUUGAAGGGCUGUUGUCCCCAAGCAAGAAUCAACCAUUUACAACUGGUGGCUUGAGACCACACUUCCACCUAACGGCAAAAGUAAUUUUGGGGCCCUUUUUUAAGGAAGUUGAUAUGAUUGACUUAAGAGAUUUUUUGAAUAAAACUGCUAUUUUGUAUGGCAUAGUUAGUGAGGAGGGCACAUCAGCUGUUAGACACAUUGAAGAAAGAAGCAGAAAUGCAUCGAAGUGGAGUUUAUAAAUGAACAUGUAGCUUCUCUAAUGGGUUCGAUUGACCCCUUAGUGGUUUUCAAUGACGAAAACCUCUUUUUCUGCCAGGAGAGGAGCCGGG